UGUACACAAUGUACAGAUUAAGGCGCCAUUGAGCUUUGAAAGAUAUAAGUAUUAGAGUUUAUUUCCUUUUGUUUUAUUCUUCCCUUUUGAUUGUCUCUUUCCUACCUGAAUUCUUGUUAUCUGUCUAAACAGCAUAUCGUCGAACUUACUUAUCCACGUUACAUGUACCUCUACACAGCUACCCCGCAUUAUACCUAGAGAUCCCAAACAGCCUUGACAUCAACAUCAACCAGCACUAAACUUUCAAUACAAACUUCAUCACAAAAUGUCUGCACCACCAGAACUUACCUUGAAGAAUCUAACUGGAGAUUGGGUUAUGGUAAGAUAUAUAUUACUCUCAUUCUUCAUUUUUGUCUCUGUCAUCAAUACGCCCAACAUAUCCACACCCUCCAAACCCCCUAUCGCACAUCAAUAAUUUUGAUCCACCAUCUUCAUUCCACUAACAGCCCUUAGAACAAAACCCUCUCUGACGACACUGAUGCAGUCCUCGCCCUACAAGGAGUAGGUUGGUGGACCCGCAAAGCCAUUUCUCUCGCAACCGUAACACUCCACGUCAAACAAUACAUAGACGAAAACAAUAUUCCGCACAUCGACAUUGAUCAAACUGCCACGGGCGGCAUUCAAGGCACAUCUGAAUAUCGAACAUUAGAUUGGGUUUCUCGAGCACAUGAAGAUCAUGUGUUCGGUAAUAUUUCCGCAAAAUCUAGAUUUUGUACUUUGGAACAAGUAGAUGAGGAUGCGUUUUUGAAAGAGGAUUGGUUAGAGGGUGAAGAGGAAAAUAGUGGUCCGAAUGGGGAAAGACAUGUUCAGAGUUAUGGUGUUAAUGAGGGGAGAGGUUGGACAGCAAUGCAGAUUUGGGGGUUUGCUAUUAUUGAUGGGAAGAGAUAUUAUACCAGGAGGGUGGUGGUUAAGAAAGGAAGUGAAGUGUUGAAGGUUAGAUUGGUUUACAAUUGGCAGGGAAAACAAUAGAUGAGUGUGGUGUAAGAGAUAAAGUUGUCGUCGAUACAUCAAAUAGCAGAAGAUGAUAGAUACCAAGGAGAUUUUGGGAGUUAUCGAUUGUUGCAUUACUUACUACCUCCUAUCAAAUCAAGUUUAUGCUUGAAGCACAACGUGCUGAACAUAAUUUGGAUUAAAUCCUAGCAGU
Molecule: messenger RNA, 1144 nt
Organism: Sclerotinia trifoliorum
Lineage: Eukaryota; Fungi; Ascomycota; Leotiomycetes; Helotiales; Sclerotiniaceae
Source: the annotation of a GenBank genome assembly